Molecule: messenger RNA, 1209 nt
Organism: Anopheles bellator
Lineage: Eukaryota; Metazoa; Arthropoda; Insecta; Diptera; Culicidae
Exons: 3
Source: RefSeq, a predicted model, not a curated record
GAGGAGAUGAUCACCGCGAUGAACGUGUUCCCGAAGGAGAUCGCCGUGUACACAGAUAUUUUGCCUGCCUUCGAGCGACUCUACCGGGACGCGGGUGUCGAGGUGGCGUUCGGUCCGAGGUGUGUGAAGCACUGUGCCCAGCCGACGGACAUUAUUGUCAUGGAAGAUCUGAAGGAUCACGAUUUUCGCAUGGCAAACCGGCGCAACGGUCUUGAUAUGGAUCACUGCCAAACGUUGUUACGGCGCUUGGCGCAGUUUCACGCGGCAUCGGCCGUGUAUUACGAACGGAACGGUCCCUACGAUAAGAAGUUUGCGGAAGGCGUUUACAGCGAAAAGAACCGCGACAUGUUCGAACAGUUUCAAAGACAGCACGAUGCCUUCAUGCAGAAGAUAAUGCGCGAGUGGCCCAACAAUGGCAACUUCUACGCGGACCUCAUGAAACACUGGGGAAUGGACAUGUUUGACGCGCUGCUGCGCAUCAUAAAACCGGAUCCCGAUAAGUUCAACGUCUUGAACCACGGGGACCUAUGGUGCAAUAAUAUGAUGUUCCAGUACAAUGGCGACGAGAAGAUAAACGAAAUCAUGCUCGUCGACUUCCAAAUGUGCAUGUGGAGCUCGCCCGUGAUUGAUCUUAACUACUUCCUAUUCUCGUCGGUACGCGGAGACUUGAGGAUGCGCGAGAUGAACAAUUUGAUUUGCUACUACUACCAGCACUUGACCGAAAACUUGACCCUACUCGGCUACGGCGGCGUGCGACCUUCGCUGAAAGAUCUUCACGUGGACUUUAUUGAACGGCAAUUGUACGGAUUUGCAACAACCUUCUCGCUCCUCCCGAUUUGUUUGAUGGAGAAAACGGAUGACGCUUCAAUCGAUUUGAUGCUUGAUCAAGGGGAAGCCGGUAACGAGUUUAAGCGAAAGAUGUACAACGGUGCCGCCUAUGUUGAACAGAUGGGAUCGCUUCUGGAGUAUUUCUACGAUAUGGGAAUCUUCGACAUCAAUGGUCUGGGCGUCCAGCGUGCGUUGGGCGUUGAAUGCGACGAUUCACUUGACUUACCGAUGUGGCUCGAUCGACAGUUCUUCGAGGACGUGAUCAUCCGUAAGUUGGGAGAAGCUCCUGCCAACGAGCGGAUCAUCAGAAGCGUUCACGUCGAACUUGCCACUAAAAAGGGCGAUAACUACGCGUCCGUGCUGUACCGAGCCAAGAUCGAC